Molecule: messenger RNA, 4159 nt
Organism: Glycine soja
Lineage: Eukaryota; Viridiplantae; Streptophyta; Magnoliopsida; Fabales; Fabaceae
Product: histone-lysine N-methyltransferase ATX2-like
Exons: 25
Coding region: 328-3594 (1088 amino acids)
Biological process (GO): regulation of transcription by RNA polymerase II
Cellular component (GO): nucleus; chromatin
Molecular function (GO): protein binding
Source: RefSeq, a predicted model, not a curated record
CAGUGGUGACUGGUAGAUAAUUGAUAGAAGAACCUUUUCUUUAUUGGCUUUUUUGUUGUGUGUGCACAACACAAGUGCUGCACCUCCCUCCUUUCCUUCACUUUGAACAACACCACCAACAAAGGCGAGUGUGUUUUGUGUGCGUGUGUGAAAGUGUGUCUUUCACACGGCGGGAAACUGAAUUAUUUGGACGAAUAACCCCUCUCCCUCCAAACCAAACACACGCACACACACCACCCCUCUCCUUUCUAGUUCUCUCUCGAAAACCCUAACUCAAUAUAACAUUUCAUAUUCUUCUUCCGAUUCCGCUAUUCUCAUUUCUCAAACAUGACAGCAGCGUUCCAAGAAGGCGGCGGCGGCGGUGGCGGUGGUGGUGACGAUGACGCCACCAUCGACGUGCAUACCACGCGCGGCACUCCCAUCCGCUACCUUCCCCUCGACCACCUCUACUCCGCCACCUCUCCCUGCCGCGUCACCGCCAGCGGCUCCUCCAACGUCAUGUCGAAGAAAAUCAAAGCUCGCAAACUCACCCUAACGCAUAACAACCAUUUUAACAACCACGACCAGAAGAAAACGGCGCCAUCUUCUUCUUCGUCCCUGACCCUUCCUCCCAAGCCCCCUCUCCUCUUCGUCUACUCGCGGCGCCGGCGCAAGAGGCAUUCCCCUUCCGCGACGGCGUCGUUUGCCGACGGCGCGGAGAACGACGAGAGCGAGAGGAGGUUGCUGAAGAAGAGGAAAAUUGGGAGCACUGAGUUGGAGAGGCUGGGUGUGGAUUUGAAUACUGCGAUUGGGGAUGUUGACGGGCCCAGAUUGAGGGAAUGCAGAAAUCAAUUUGGGAAUUCCGGUGCUGCUGGGAAUGCUAAGUGUGGUUCCUUGGAGAAUUUGCCCAAAAUGUUGCCCGAAUCUCGCAAUGUGAAGAAAUGGGUCGGGUUGACUUUUGAUAAUGCUGAUCCUGAGGCGUUUGUUGGAUUACGAUGCAAGGUUUACUGGCCCAUGGAUUUAAAAGCAUACAUUGGCUAUGUCAGAAGUUAUGAUAAGGAAACUAAGAUACAUCAUGUCAAGUAUGAUGAUGGUGAUGAGGAAAGUUUAAUUCUUGCAAAUGAAAAUAUAAGAUUCCAUGUUUCCCGCGAUGAGAUGAAACAUUUAAAAUUGAAUUUUGCCAAAGUUCGUGACAAUAAUGUCUCUGAUUAUGAUGUUGAAGAGAUGCUUGCAUUGGCUGCUAGUUUGGAUGAUUGUCAAGACUUUGAGCCUGGGGAUAUCAUAUGGGCCAAGCUAACAGGCCAUGCAAUGUGGCCAGCUGUUGUUCUGGAUGAAUCACUUGCUAGCAACUGUAAGGGUUUAAAGAUGUUUUUGGGAGGAAGAUCAGUUCCUGUCCAAUUUUUUGGCACCCAUGACUUUGCAAGGGUUAGACUGCAACAGGUGAAAUCAUUUCUCAGUGGACUUCUUACUGAUCUACACUCAAAAUGCAAGAAACAUAGUUUUAUUGAAGGUUUAGAAGAGGCAAAAAGAUAUUUAAGUGAACAGAAGCUUCCAUCAGAGAUGCUAGAGUUGCGGAAAAGAUGUACAGCUGAUGACUGUAACAACAUAAGUGGAGAGGAUGGAGGAUGUACAGAUUCAGGUGAUGAUUGUUUAAAUGACAAUGGGACUUUGACGGCUCUGGAAACCAUUGAAACUUUUCCAUAUGAAGUAGGAGACCUCCAAAUUCUAAGCCUUGGAAAAAUAGUUGAAGAUUCUGCUUUCCGGGAUGGAAGAUUCAUCUGGCCUGAAGGGUACACAGCAGUGAGGAAGUUUACUUCAGUUACUGACCCUAAAGUUUCUGCACCUUAUAAGAUGGAGGUGUUGAGAGAUCCAGAAUCCAAAGUUCGUCCUCUGUUUAGAGUGACAGUUGAAGGUGGUGAGCAGUUCAAUGGUUAUACACCAUCUGCUUGCUGGAAUGAGGUAUACGAAAAGAUAAAGAAAAUGGAAAAGGAUGCUUCUGAAGGUACUGUUGCUGGUGGGGAAGAAAAGAGCUACGAAUCUGGGUCUGAUAUGUUUGGUUUCUCCAAUCCUAAAGUACUUAAACUUAUACAGGGAUUGUCUAAAUCCAAAAUCUCUUCAAAGAACUCAACUUGCAAGUUAGGUUCCAGAAGAUAUAAUAAUAACUUGCCUCUUGGUUAUAGACAAGUUCAUAUCAAUUGGUUUGACCUCGAUAAGUGCAAUGUGUGCCACAUGGAUGAGGAGUAUGAAAACAAUCUGUUUCUGCAGUGUGACAAAUGCAGAAUGAUGGUCCAUGCUAGAUGCUAUGGGGAACUUGAACCUGUUAAUGGGGUGCUAUGGUUAUGUAACUUAUGUCGUUCGGGUGCUCCUCCUCCACCUUGCUGCUUAUGUCCACUCAUAGGUGGUGCAAUGAAGCCUACUACAGAUGGCCGGUGGGCUCAUUUGGCUUGUGCCAUGUGGAUACCUGAAACUUGCUUAGCUGAUGUAAAGAGAAUGGAGCCUAUUGAUGGUUUGAGUAGAAUCAGUAAGGACCGCUGGAAGUUGUUAUGCAGCAUAUGCGGUGUAUCUUAUGGUGCCUGCAUCCAAUGUUCAAAUAAUUCUUGUCGAGUAGCAUACCAUCCACUCUGUGCACGUGCUGCUGGUCUCUGUGUUGAGCUUGAGAAUGAGGACAGACUGUAUCUCCUUUCUGUUGAUGAUGAUGAAGAUCAGUGCAUACGCUUGCUUUCUUUCUGCAAGAAACAUAGGCAACCAUCUAAUGAGCCUUCUGUUGCUGAUGAACGUAUGGUCCGAGUUGCUGGUCUAUGUUCAGACUAUGAACCACCGCCCAAUCUGUCUGGUUGUGCUCGAAGUGAGCCAUAUGAUUACUUUGGCAGGAGAGGUCGAAAAGAACCUGAAGCACUUGCAGCUGCAUCGUUGAAACGUUUGUUUGUGGAGAAUCAACCUUACUUAGUAGGUGGAUACUGUCAGCAUGGUUCACUAAACAACCUAGAGCCUUCUGGCAGAGGAGUCUGCUCUAAAUUCUUUUGUAGCCAACAAAGGCUGAGAACCUCUCUGGUUGACACAUCAAACAGCAUACUUUCUAUCUCUGAAAAAUAUACGUACAUGAGGGAAACCUUUCGGAAACGACUGGCAUUUGGGAAAUCAAGAAUUCAUGGAUUUGGCAUCUUUGCAAAGCAUGCAUAUAAAGGUGGAGACAUGGUGAUUGAAUACACUGGUGAACUUGUUAGACCACCUAUAGCUGACCGGAGAGAGCACUUCAUAUACAAUUCGUUGGUGGGUGCUGGAACAUAUAUGUUUCGUAUUGAUGAUGAACGAGUCAUUGAUGCUACUAGAGCAGGAAGCAUUGCUCAUUUGAUUAAUCAUUCUUGUGCACCAAAUUGCUAUUCCAGAGUUAUAAGUGUUAAUGGCGAUGAACAUAUUAUAAUAUUUGCGAAGAGGGACAUUAAACAGUGGGAAGAGCUUACAUAUGAUUACAGAUUUUUCUCAAUUGAUGAACGACUUGCUUGUUACUGUGGCUUCCCAAAGUGCCGAGGUAUUGUAAAUGAUACUGAGGCAGAAGAACGAGCAGCUACCCUAUAUGCACCACGAAGCGAAUUAAUAGAUUGGAGAGGAGAAUGAGAUUUUUUACUGUAAUAUUAUGCGUUUAAGUUCCUUCUGAAGAUGAAUUGUUUGUCCAACAACUUCUCUCAUGGAUUGUACCAUUUCCUUGAAAGGACAGUGUUGUACAUAGUACAUCUGAUUCUUCCCAUUGUUUUCGUCAUAACCCCAGCUGAGCGGUAUAUGUUGGCGGCUCAAGGCGAUUUCCAUUGGUGUUCUGGUUAUAAUGAAGGGAAAGAUGUCACCAAACUUUUUACAAAUGUUUCAUUUGAAAUUCAUGGCCACAAUUACGGCCCGUUUAACUUCAAGAAACUUGCUGAGAUAUUGUAACUUGUCAUUGGAUAGGUACAGUUGUAAUUACAUCAAACCUUCAUAAAAAUGAAAAGAAAUCGAGAAUUCGAAUGGAAGUACUUGCCGAUUGUGUCAUUGCCUCCGGAGUUUAGGUAUGAUAAAUGUGCAUAUAUAACUAGCUUGAGUAGUCAUGAUAGAAGUUAAUACUAUGCAAACGAAAAAUGUCAAUACUUUUGGCUAUACGGAACUCAAUACACAAUUUAUCUUAAUCAGUAAAUGUUAGUUGUUACUAUUA